Messenger RNA from Plectropomus leopardus (leopard coralgrouper), 6206 nucleotides. It is a transcript of the gene pnpla7b, whose product is annotated as patatin-like phospholipase domain containing 7b. NCBI's taxonomy places the organism in Eukaryota, Metazoa, Chordata, Actinopteri, Perciformes, Serranidae. The record is from RefSeq and is a predicted model, not a curated record. Gene Ontology annotation, biological process: lipid metabolic process. Gene Ontology annotation, cellular component: endoplasmic reticulum. Gene Ontology annotation, molecular function: phosphatidylcholine lysophospholipase A1 activity.
CUGUUAUUGACACUACUGUCGGGCAUGUAGGUGUACACAAAAACUUUGACACAAGAAAGGCAUGGAAGACGAGGAAGAGGAGAGCUGCAGUGUUUACCCGAGCCUGGGCCCACUCGGGACUGAGAUCAAGGCCAAGAUGCAGCAUUUUGUGGAGGAGAGGAUGGAGGCCAACAUGUGGACGGCUGUGCUGAUCGGAGCUGUGACGGUCGUUUCUGUCGUCGGAGUUGUUGUGUUUCUUCUGUACAGAAGAUACAAACGGUCAAAGGAGGAGGCUGGUGUUCCUCACUAUCGCUUCAGGAAGAGAGACAAGGUGAUGUUCUACGGCCGAAAGAUCAUGAGAAAGGUUCAGACGUUGUCUUCAGCCCCUAAUUCAAACUCAGCGUCCCGGCAGAGAGUGAGGAAGAGGACCAAAGUCAUGUCUAUAGCUCGCAAGAUCCUACGCAUCCGGAGGGAGCCCCCCACCCUGCAGCCCAAGGAGCCUCCUCCCUGCCUGCUGGAGGCUGACCUGACUGAGUUUGAUGUGCAGAACUCCCACCUGCCCUCUGAGGUGCUGUACAUGCUGAAAAAUGUCAGGGUGCUGGGCCACUUUGAGAAGCCUUUGUUCCUGGAGCUGUGUCGUCACAUGGUGCUGAUUCAGCUGCAUCAGGGAGAGGCUCUCUUCAGACCUGGGGACACUGACGACAGUAUUUACGUGGUUCAAGAUGGCCGCCUGGAGCUGUGCAUCCACGAGAGCGACGGUACAGAUGCCGUAGUAAAGGAGGUGUUACCAGGAGACAGUGUUCACAGUUUGCUCAGUAUCCUGGACAUCAUCACUGGUUACCCUGCACCUUAUAAAACAGUGUCUGCAAGAGCUGCAGUUCCCUCCACCAUCCUGCGUCUUCCAGCCGCAGCCUUCGAGUCAGUCUUUGACAAAUAUCCUGAAACUCUGGUCCGUGUCAUUCAGAUAAUCAUGGUGCGUCUGCAGAGAGUCACCUUCCUUGCCUUACACAACUACCUCGGCCUGACCACCGAGCUCUUUAACCCGGAGAGCCAAGCCAUCUCCCUGGUGUCAGUGGCCAAUGUUUUGGGUGAGGGUCAUCCACACAAAGGCCUCCGCAGGCAGCCUUCCCAACCUGAUGAAAUGGGCGCCGAAAAGGGAGACACAGAAAAGUCCAGCUUCUCUGACGGGUCCUCAUCUAAAUACAGGAAACCUCGCUCUCUCUCCACCCCAAUGGCUGUUACAGGUGAAAUGUCAGUUGACCUCAACAGAGUGUACGAACGGGCUCGAGUUGCCAAAGAGGACGCGCUGUCUCAAAGUCCUGUGAAGUCGAUCCUGAAGAAGAGUGUGACAAUGCAGCACACUCCAUCUGCUGUUUAUCACUACAGUGACGCCAGAGAAGGAAAUGUCCAGCAUAAUAAAGUGAAUGCCAUUUUCCAAGCUGCCAAAAAGGAUCUGCUGCAGGUCAUCCAGAUACAGGACCCCAACCUGCUGGAGGGGAGAGUGAAUCUUCGGCAGGUGAAAGCUGGCACUGUCGUGGCUCACCAGGGAGACCAGGAUGUGAGUGUGGCGUUUGUCAUCUCGGGGCUGCUCCAUGUUAACCAGCGUAUGAUCGACCGUGACGAGGAGAGCCUGCUGUUUGUCACCCACCCAGGGGAGAUGGUGGGUCACCUGGCCGUCCUCACAGGGGAGCCCCUUAUUUUCUCCGUGCGAGCUCACAGAGACUGCACCUUCCUGUCCAUAUCCAAGGCCCACUUCUACGAGAUAAUGCGCGAGGAGCCCAGGGUGGUGUUGAACGUCGCUCACACUGUGGUGAAGAGAGUGUCACCGUUUGUCAGACAGAUUGACUUCGCCCUGGACUGGAUGGCUCUGGAGGCUGGACGUGCCGUCUACAGACAGGGAGACAAGUCAGACAGCACCUUCAUCGUCCUCAGUGGCCGACUGCGCUCUGUCAUUGCAAAGGAUGAUGGGAAGAAGGAGCUGGCUGGCGAGUAUGGCCGUGGGGAUCUAAUUGGUGUGGUGGAGGCCCUGACCCACAUGAACCGAGCCACCACGGUCCACGCUGUCAGAGACUCGGAGCUGGCAAAACUACCUGAAGGAGCUCUGAACUCCAUCAAGAGGAGGUAUCCUCAGGUCGUCACCAGGCUGAUUCAUCUGCUGGGACAGAAGAUCCUGGGCAACAUGCAGCAGGUCAACGGACCUCUAGCUGCGCGUAGUCUGGCUCUCCACACCCCCACCAGCAAGUGGGAUGCUGGGAAUCCAGCCUCCAACCUGUCCACUGUGACCAUCCUGCCUGUGUCUGAUGACGUUCCCCUCACUGCCUUCACUCUGGAGCUGCAGCAUGCACUCAGUGGCAUCGGUCCCACUCUGCUCCUGACCAGUGACAUCAUCAAACAGCGCCUGGGCUCUGCAGCUCUGGACAGUGUCCAUGAAUACCGUCUGUCCAGCUGGCUUGGGCAGCAGGAAGACAUCCAUCGAAUCGUCCUCUACCAGUCAGACUCUGGUCUCACGCCGUGGACGCAGCGCUGCAUCCGCCAAGCGGACUGCAUCAUCAUUGUGGGACUGGGUGAGCAGGAGCCCACCGUGGGUGAGCUGGAGCGCAUGUUGGAGGGCAGUGCAGUUCGUGCUCAGAAGCAGCUGGUGUUGCUGCACAGGGAGGAUGGCCCGCUGCCUAAGGGGACGGCCGAGUGGCUCAACAUGCGGACCUGGAUCUCCAGGCACCACCACCUGUCCUGCCCUCGCAGAGUGUUUUCCCGAAGGAGUUUACCGAAGCUGAGAGAGCUGUAUCAGCGUGUGUUUGAAAAGUGUCCAGAUCGUCAUUCCGACUUCUCUCGUCUGGCCAGGAUCUUAACAGGAAACAGCAUCGCCCUCGUACUGGGUGGAGGGGGCGCCAGGGGCUGCUCUCAGGUGGGUAUCCUGCGGGCUCUGAACGAGGCGGGGAUCCCCAUCGACAUGGUGGGCGGGACCUCCAUCGGCUCCUUCAUGGGAGCGCUGUACGCUGAGGAGAAGAGCAGCAGUCGCAUGAGAGUCCGGGCUCGUGAGUGGGCUAUGGACAUGACCUCUUACUUUAAGAAGAUCUUGGAUCUGACCUACCCUGUGACCUCCAUGUUCUCUGGAGCUUCCUUUAACUCCAGCAUCAGCUCCGUCUUCAAGGGCAAACAGAUAGAGGACCUGUGGCUGCCGUACUUCAACAUUACAACAGAUAUCACAGCUUCCUGCAUGAGAGUGCACACUUACGGUUCGCUGUGGCGGUAUGUGAGAGCCAGUAUGUCUCUGUCGGGCUACCUGCCGCCUCUCUGUGAUCCCAAAGAUGGACACUUGCUCAUGGACGGAGGGUACAUUAACAAUCUGCCUGCCGAUGUGGCUCGCUCCAUGGGGGCCAAAGUUGUGAUUGCGAUUGAUGUUGGAAGUCGGGAUGAAACCAACCUGACCAACUAUGGGGACUCCCUGAAUGGCUGGUGGUUGCUAUGGAAACGCUUCAACCCUCUGGCUGAGAAAGUCAAGGUCCUGAACAUGGCAGAGAUCCAAACACGGCUUGCUUACGUCUGCUGCGUGCGGCAGCUGGAACUAGUCAAAGAAAGCGAAUACUGCGAGUACAUCCGGCCGCUCAUCGACCGCUAUGGCACGCUGGAGUUUGGCAAGUUUGACGAGAUCGCUGAGGUGGGAUAUCAGCACGGGAAGACGUUGUUCGAUGUGUGGCAGCGCAGCGGAGUGGUGGACAGCAUGCUGAAGGACAGACACCAGGCCGAGUUUCACAAGACCAAAGCCGGACAUGUGGUCACCUGUCCGAACGCCUCCUUCACUGACCUGGCAGAGAUUGUGUCGAGAAUUGAACCUGUCAAGACUGCCUUAAUUGAUGAGGAACUGUCUGAUGAAUACCAGACAGACUAUGACGAGGAGGCAGUGGAGAGCGCUCUGUCUGACUUUGAGGCGUUCACUGCCGGCAGUGAGCACACUGAGGGAGAGGAGACGGCAGACACUGCUGAAACAGACGAGGAAAUUCAAAUCCGAGUUCGACGCCGGCCGAAGAAUGUCUCACAAAGUCCAUGAAGAUGGUCAAAGGAGGUGUCUGUCAGAGCUGUUGAUCCUGGCCCACAGCACACAUUUCAAUGCAACUUUUCUAGGAACCUUUUUUUCUUAGUUUUUCCUCUCAGCAGCCAGGUAGUGAACUCAGUGUCCUCCUCAAAGACACUGAGCUGUCGAUGGAUACUGUGACAUCCUGUUAGGCUCAAACCUCCAGCAUAGGAGGGAGUUUUAACAGAGUGAAGAGCCUCAGUUUGUCUCCUCAUUUCCUGCAUUUUUUACAUUUUAAUAGUUCAAACUGAUCAGUAACACCCAGGGUCUCCACUUGUUAUGGAAUUCCUAAAACAUUAUGCCUCUGAUGGAUGUGCAUCCAAACAGAGAAAAUAUAUGACUUCUGUCCGUUCUCUUGGAGCAGUCAGGAAAAAGCAAAGAAUAUUUUACAAAGCAGUGAAUUCAUGGGAAUACAGAAGUGUUUUGUGCUUUAUUAAUAUUUUUUAAUCUUAUUUAACACAUUCAUUUAUUUUUAGAGCCAUGGAAAAAUAUGGGAAAAUAUAUGAACCACCAUGAGAGCCUUUAAAAUCUGGAAAGGUUAUUAUCUUUAUACAAGCAUGUCACACACAACUGUCUUACAAAGGCAAAGUACAUUAACUGAAAGAAAAAAGGAAAACUGUGUAACAAACAGAAGUUGUCAAAACUUCAUUUUUACAUUUUAGACACAUUAUUUUACCCCCCGAAAAAUUGCUGUAGGACAAACCAAUACCAAAAUAAAUGAAUAAAUAAAUAAUCCCACAGUGCACUCCUUUUGGAUAACCUAAUAAUUUGAGGAGAAAACGAAAAAUGCACCAACAAAUUAUGUUCACGAAAAUAAACUUAAUUUUGAUUUUGUCUGUAGAUUAUAGGAAUUGAAUGUACAUAUGUCUGUACAUCUAAUAUUAGUUGAAUCGAUAUAAUAAUUUACAAUUUAAUACAUUUAAAUAUGUAAUUUGAGGGUAGCUUGACCACACCAAAGCACAUGGAUGUCACAAAAGUCAGAGGAAGAACAGAGUUGUGAUCAUGGUGGAAAAUAUGUUAAUAAACAGAAGAAAGCAGCAUGGAGGCCAGUGAAAAUGUUAUAGUAGUUAUUUCUUUUUUUCUAUUUCUUAUUCAGUCUCUCUUUAAAACUCAGUGCAGACUAUCUUGGAAAGACAUUCAAAUGUUGCUUGGGUAGAGAUAGUAUUUUGUGGUGUCCUGUCAUUGCGUUGUGCCAGUAAAGGAGCUCAGAUUAGCACAUGCACCUAGAGCUUGUGUUUUCGUCACUGCCGAUCGGAGCAGAAGCCAAUAAAUACCCGUGACUACUGCAUAGUCAUUUGACCUGGGGGGUGAAUGCUGAUUGUAACCUUUUACAAUAAGUACAAAAGCUAGAUGUUAGUGGGUGUAGUGGGUUUUUGGUGCAGUGGUAAAGAGGCUUGAGAACUUCUAAGACACUGAAUUGAAGAAAUCACCAAGAUGUCAGCUCAUGUCAGAAAGUUACAUUUAAAAACUUACUUUUGAACAAAUAUGUCGUUGCUGCGUUUUGUCUUUGCAGGGCAGAACUACAAAAUACAAUGCAAUCUUUCAACAUAAUAUUUUGCAAUAAUUAGUGCCUCUGUUUUGGACUUCUUACUAUAAUAAGCUCAGAUUCCUAAAGCACUGUAGAGCAUUUCAUGAUGUUUACAUGGAAGUUAAAACAUUAAACAUAAGUUUAGUAUGACUAGAAUGCACUUGAGUUAUAGUGUUAACUUUAAUAUUUCUGUGCAGUGAUGCAGGGGAUUUGUCCUCUCUCUCUCUCUGAGCAGAGGAAUAUGCACACCAUGAGUGUGACAAGCAUAAUGUGAACAAUGACUGUAAUAAGCUUUUACUAAUUUUUGUGGCCUUUAGUGACUGCACAUAACAGUUAUUGCAUUGAUUGUUGUUUUGCGGAACAUGAAGGGACUUUGAAUAUCUUCACUAAUCCAUCCGCAUUAUACAUGCAGCAUUAUUGUAUUACAUGUCUCCAUGUUGUGAGUCCUUGUCUUUGUUAUCAGAGCAUGACUGUCUCAACAUAUUUUCUAUUUCAUUUUCAUUUUCAUUUCUGCUAUUUUGCGCAUGGUGCUCUGUGCCUGUAUGAACUGAGAAGAAAGGCAUGUGUGGAUACUCCCUCACUGACUUUGCACACGUGACUUUGUGCCAUUAAACUAGUGAGCCAGCA